AGCAACUACAGCAAUCUAUAAGCCCCUUUGUCCAAAACCCUCUACAGAGAGAGAGAGAGAGAGAGAGAGAGAGAGAGGGGUUUGGAUUAGGGUUUUGAGUUUGGGUGGUAUAGAGAUAAACAAAGAAUGGAAGGGAUAGCAGAGGGAGUGAACAACAUGAGCGUCUCUGCUGAAUCUCAGAAGAGGAACCGUAUUCAGGUCUCCAACACCAAGAAAUCCCUCUUCUUCUAUGUCAACCUCGCCAAGAGGUACUUGCAGCAGUACAAUGAGGUGGAACUCUCAGCACUCGGAAUGGCUAUUGCCACAGUGGUCACCAUUGCUGAAAUUCUGAAGAACAACGGAUUCGCUGUUGAGAAGAAGAUCAGAACACUGACUAUAGACAUGAGGGAUGAACCAGGAGCACGACCAGUCCCCAAAGCAAAGAUUGAAAUAUUGCUGGGAAAAACAGAGAACUUUGACGAAUUGAUGGCUGCUGAGGCAGCGGAAAGAGAGUUUGGAAAUGGUGAGGAGCAGAAUUAGCCAAAUAAACCUGUAGUCUGGUCUAUUGAAUUCUCAUCUGUCCAUCGUUCUUCAUUAUGGGUAAGCAAUCCCACAUGCACGUUGAGGAACGGACGAAGGAAAAAUAAAUAAUAAGGGUACAUUAAUGGUAUUUUUGGUAUCAGGAAUUUCAGUGUACAUCAACACUCCUUGUUAUUCAGUUUUGAUUUUUUUUCUCUCGUCUUUAUGUUUGCUUAGCCUAGUUUAUACUGGAAAUUUACAUUC
Ilex paraguariensis (yerba mate) is the source of this 762-nucleotide messenger RNA. Lineage: Eukaryota; Viridiplantae; Streptophyta; Magnoliopsida; Aquifoliales; Aquifoliaceae. The record is from the annotation of a GenBank genome assembly.